Aspergillus niger is the source of this 203-nucleotide messenger RNA. RefSeq lists its product as hypothetical. The annotation marks the transcript as partial. The record is from RefSeq and is a predicted model, not a curated record. NCBI's taxonomy places the organism in Eukaryota, Fungi, Ascomycota, Eurotiomycetes, Eurotiales, Aspergillaceae. The transcript is spliced from 2 exons.
AUGACUAGGAAGGCGUUUGUGCCCUUUUAUCUCCCAUCCCUGCUAGGAGUGCAACAUUACUCGCACAUUGGAGGCCGAAGGGCAUGCAACUGUAAGAUGCCCCAAGAGAUGGAUAGAGAUUAUCUCGCUAUGCAACAUUACUCGUACAUCGCUUCCUCCACACCAGCCUUCGCUCAUGCCACACCCUUUGCCUACUCUGGGAG